This is a messenger RNA of Dendroctonus ponderosae (mountain pine beetle), 592 nucleotides long. RefSeq names its product natterin-4-like. The coding region runs from base 87 to 530 and encodes 147 amino acids. The record is from RefSeq and is a predicted model, not a curated record. The transcript has 4 exons. NCBI's taxonomy places the organism in Eukaryota, Metazoa, Arthropoda, Insecta, Coleoptera, Curculionidae.
GAUAAUAUAACUUAAUAUAAAGGGAACAGGAAAUUUAUUAGAACAGUUAGUAAAAUAUUCAUAGUGAUUUAGUGACAAAUACAAAUAUGGCCGCUUAUUACUGGGUCGAUACUCAAGCUCGAAGAGGAGUGGUACCUUCCACUGCCAUUCAGGGUGGACACGAUAUUGAUGGUGCCCCAAUUUUCGUGGGCAGAGCUUUCCAUGGCGGAGAUUGGAUUCCAGCUAAGGUGAUUCCUUCAAAGCAUAUUGCCUAUGUUCCAUUUGAUGGAAAGGAGAUUGGUGUUCAACAGUUCCAAGUUUUAUGCGAGCAACGUUUCGAUUGGCAACCGGCACAUGGAGGGCAAAUUCCCAGUUACGCUGUAGUAGGAGGAAAAACCUCUGAUGGCGAAAACUUAUACAUUGGCAGAGUUCAUCAUCGCGGAUCUCACACUGUUGGCAAAAUUCAUCCAAGUCACAAAACUUGCUACAUUCCCUUCGAUGGCAAAGAGGUAGGACACAAAGACUACGAAGUUCUGGUGUUGAGACCUUAGGUCUACUGUGUUCUUUACUUGUACUUUGACUUUUUUUACUGAAAAUAAACAGUUAUACUUGA